AUGUUCGAAGGAACAUACCUUGGGCGUAAGAACGAGCUGGUGAAUAAAAUUGCCAACAGCUUCCCAGAGCUUCAAAUGGAGUCGGCAAAUUGUGAAGAAAUGAGUUGGAUAGAGACAAUUGCCUACUUCGAUAAUAACAUCCAAGUCAGCGAAUUGACCAACAGGAAACCCUCCAAUGCGACGCCGUUUCCUCAUCGGGCAGGCACAUUGUUCAACAUACACUACAACAUAUCCUGGAGCGAGAGUUGUGAAGAUGAUUACUACCUUAAAUGGAUGAGGGAUCUUUACCAGUACAUGGAACCUUAUGUCUCCCAUUCUCCCAGGGCUGCAUACAUCAACUUUCUUGACCUUGAUCUGGGCACUAGCCACGAUUCUGUUGAAGAGGCCAGAGUUUGGGGUGAGAAAUAUUUUGGUGCAAAUUUUGAUAGGCUUGUUGAUGCUAAAACGCAGGUGGAUCCCGCUAACAACUUCAAUAAUCCUCAGAGCAUUCCCCCUAGGUGUGUUUAA
Molecule: messenger RNA, 507 nt
Organism: Cryptomeria japonica (Japanese cedar)
Lineage: Eukaryota; Viridiplantae; Streptophyta; Pinopsida; Cupressales; Cupressaceae
Product: berberine bridge enzyme-like D-2
Exons: 2
Coding region: 1-507 (168 amino acids)
Molecular function (GO): flavin adenine dinucleotide binding; oxidoreductase activity
Source: RefSeq, a predicted model, not a curated record